Molecule: messenger RNA, 2130 nt
Organism: Dicentrarchus labrax (European seabass)
Lineage: Eukaryota; Metazoa; Chordata; Actinopteri; Moronidae
Gene: adprm
Product: ADP-ribose/CDP-alcohol diphosphatase, manganese-dependent
Exons: 3
Coding region: 193-1212 (339 amino acids)
Molecular function (GO): 2',3'-cyclic-nucleotide 2'-phosphodiesterase activity; ADP-ribose diphosphatase activity; manganese ion binding
Source: RefSeq, a predicted model, not a curated record
GUGCCUAGCAGCGUUGGAUACUGUGCUGUCAUCGUGUAGGACGAUAGAGGAUAUUCAACAUUGAACAGCCUGGCUGGAUUUCACCAUGUGGGGGGGUUAGGAGGAUACCGGUACUUCGGCAGUGUUUCCUGUACACUCACCUCCCUCUACAGACAAACACAGACAUCAGUUACCCCGAAGACAAAGCCGAGAAUGGGCGACUGUCCUCAACAAACGCCGCUGUUUACAUUCGGUGUGAUAGCUGACAUUCAGUACGCAGACCUCGACGACGGAUACAAUUACAGCCGGACCAGGAGGCGGUACUACCGGAGCAGCCUCCAGCUGCUCAGAAAUGCCCAGGAAAGUUGGUCGGAGUCGCCCGUCAAACCCGAGUUUAUCCUCCAGCUGGGAGACAUCAUCGACGGCUUCAACAAGGGCCACGACGCCUCGGACCGAGCCUUGGCCACCGUGCUGAGAGAGUUCAGCUCCAGCCCCGUGGAGGUCCACCAUGUGUGGGGUAACCAUGAGUUUUAUAACUUCAGCAGGAGCGCGCUGCUGCGGUCCCAGCUCAACAGCACACCGCACACCGACGGCGGCCCGACCGGAGCCCGGGCAGGAGGGGAUAUCUACGCCUACCGCUUCAGCCCGUUCCCCGGGUUCACGUUCGUCGUGCUGGACGCUUAUGAUGUGAGCCUGCUGGGCCGAGAGGAGUCCAGUGAACAGUACCGCGAUGCUAUGAGUCUGAUAAAGCAGUACAACAACAACGAGGACCUCAACUGCCCCCCAGUCUGCGAGGGUCGGCAGAGGUUUACCAUGUUCAACGGGGGGUUCAGUAAGGACCAGCUGGACUGGCUGGAUUCUGUUCUGUCCUCAGCUGAUGAGAAACGGGAGAGAGUCACACUUGUCAGUCACCUCCCCGUACACCCCUUCUCCACCGACCCCAUCUGCCUCGCCUGGAACUUCGAUGAGCUCCUGGCCAUCAUACGCUCCCACAGCAGUGUGGUGUGUUUCAUGGCUGGACACGACCACGACGGCGGAUACUACCAGGACAGAGACACAGGAGUGCACCACCUGACAUUAGAGGGGGUGAUCGAGACCCCACCUGACGGCAACGCCUUCGGCACGGUCUCUGUGUACGAGGACCGGAUGGUGCUGAAAGGGAACGGGAGAAUCACAGAUCGAGUGUUCCUGUUUUCAGGGUGCCAAAGUGACGCAGAUCAUACGGCAAAAUGACACAUGCUGUAAUGUUUGUAGAUUGCUGAGGCAGUCGAGGCAAUAUUUUUUAUUUAUACCAUGGGAUUUAGAAAGGUAUUUUCCAGAUUGGGAAAUGUACAGGAUGUUUACAUUCUAUGAAGAAGUCAGGGAAUUUUACACAGGUCACUGUAACUAUACAUGCAUCAAUCUCCUAUACCGUAUCAUAGGUGACGUACUGCUCUCAUUGGCUGCGCAGUUUCAACUCAUCCAUAGCAGGAAACUAUAGCGACAAGCCUGGUCACACAUUCUCACAUUACAGAUAAACAGUGCAUUGAAAUAUGUUUCUGAAACAAUUUUAGGUGGGAAAUAAGUAACGCAGUAACAGAAUCUUGAAUCAUAUUUGAUCAGCACUGCCAAGUUCCACAGUUUGAUCUGAUUCUUUUUUUGCAGCCAAUGGAGCUGCCCCCUGCUGGCCAUUACAUAAAAUGCAUGUUUAGGUCUAUGUUGGCUUCUUUCCGCGGACCUGGGAGCUCUGUCCACUAUAUAUACUGUCAGUGUAACAAACCUACAUACGCUCUGGUCCAGUUACCUCAGCAGAAAACAUACAGUACCUCAAAUAUUGAAUUGCACUUAAUGACUUUUUAUUUUAAUGACAAGUGUGAAAUAUAUCUUAUGCACUGGUGUGUUUUAAUCUGGAGGGCAAAGAAUAUAAUUUGUAUAUUUGUAUGCACAUAUUUUAAGAAGAGAGAUUUUAUUAUUGCAGUUGGUGCCUUUUGCACGUUGCACAUUGCACAGGACUGAUUUUCUUAUGCUGGUAUUUGCUGAACAAUGUAUUAUGCAAUUUAGUGACAUAUUGAUCAGUGCAGUGUAAUUAUAACCUGUGAUAAGAUCUGUGCAAAUCUGUAUGAUUUACAUUGUAAAACCAUACGUCAAAUAAUAAACAUCUUUAUAACAGCA